This is a messenger RNA of Elaeis guineensis (African oil palm), 1087 nucleotides long. The record is from RefSeq and is a predicted model, not a curated record. Lineage: Eukaryota; Viridiplantae; Streptophyta; Magnoliopsida; Arecales; Arecaceae.
GUUUUGCGGUGGGAACCCAUCACCGUCUCAUGACCACCUCAGUGUUGUCCCACACGCACAGGAUAUUUGAUUAUGAAUGGCAGAUUAGAGCACCUUCUUGCUCUCCCUCCCUCUUAUUAACUAAACCCAAGUCCAGAUUUCUCUCCUAACACACUCUCUUUUCAUCAUGGAAGCCCUUCUCCUCUUCAUUGGAGUUGUUGGUAAUGUUAUCUCUGUCUUGGUCUUUGCCUCUCCCAUCAAAACAUUUUGGAAAAUAGUUAGAAACGGAUCGACCGAGGACUUCGAGUCGGCUCCCUACGUCGUCACCCUCCUCAGCUCCUCCUUGUGGGUGUACUACGGGAUCACAAAGCCCGACGGCUUCCUCGUUGCUACGGUUAAUGGGGUGGGCAUUAUUUUGGAGGCUAUCUAUGUCACCUUGUUCCUCAUAUAUGCGACUCCAUCACUAAGGGCUAAGACGGCUAUUUUGGUGGCGCUUUUGGAUGUGGGAAUUUUUGGGGUGGUGGUUUUAGUCACAAGAUUGGUGGCGAUCGAUGAGACCACGAGGGUGAUGGUGAUUGGAGCCAUAUGUGCAUGUCUCAAUGUAUUCAUGUAUGGAUCGCCGCUCGUCGCUAUGAAAACGGUCAUCACCACGAAGAGUGUGGAGUAUAUGCCGUUCUUCCUCUCCUUCUUUCUCUUUCUAAAUGGUGGCACCUGGACGGUUUAUGCUGUGCUUGAUAGAGAUAUUUUCCUUGGGAUACCAAAUGGAAUUGGUUUCUUCUUGGGUACUAUUCAGUUGGUUCUCUACAUGAUCUACAUGAAUACAAAGGUAUCAAAAUGCUCAGGAGAGGUAGUCGAAGGACAAUGGCAACACCAGCGACUCAUCAAGCCAGAUGGUCCAUCUGGGCAUGAUGAAGAAGAAGGCUAGACCUAGAUGGCUUUUAGCUUCCCUCUAUCUUCGAUACUUAUUUUUUAUUUUAGGUGUCGAGGGAAUAGAAUUUAACUGUUGGAUUUGGUUGUGAAGAAUUUAUUAUGGAUAUAUGUGAUUGAUGGUGUUAUAUAUUGUAGAAAGCAUCUACAUAUAAAAGAUUUUCCUUUUUUUCUUUGAUAA